Molecule: messenger RNA, 655 nt
Organism: Octopus bimaculoides (California two-spot octopus)
Lineage: Eukaryota; Metazoa; Mollusca; Cephalopoda; Octopoda; Octopodidae
Source: RefSeq, a predicted model, not a curated record
AUUGCUUCACAUUCAGAUUCUGCUUGAUCUAUCGAACCCCCAAACCGAAACCAUGAAAAUCUCUCUCUUUGUGACUUCCGUAUUGGCUGUUGUCUUUGUUACGCUCAUCGCCGACAGCAAAGCGGUGAAAAAACACUCAACUAAAUACGGGAAACAAGGCGAAGAAGUUGCACAUCACGGUACCGCCGUCGGCAAACACGUUGCCCACGGUGGAUAUCAACAACAUGCUGCAAAGGGCAUGAAAGGGGCCUUCAGUGUGGGCUACCACAAUCAUAUGGAUGACCACCACGACAACUACGGACAUCAUGAACAUCAUGAGGACCACGGCAAACACAAGGACGACAUGAUGCAGAAAUACGGAGCUAUGGCAGCCCAUGCCGGCCACGCAGCUGCCGGAGGAGUUCAUAAAGUGGCAGCUGCACAUGGCGAUUUCUUCGGCGUUCGUGGAGCCCAUGCUGCUUUCGCAGGCCCUGGAGGCCCCAUGAUGGGAUUCGGUGGUGGUUUUGGUGGUGGUCAUGGUGGAUUCGGUGGGGGACACGGUGGCAACGGAGGCCACGGUGAAUAUGGCGGCGGUUACGGCGGUGGUUGGGGCGGUCACGGAGGCUAUGGUGGUUUCGGUGGCUGGGGUGGAUUUGGUGGGUAUGGACAUUAUUAG